Cherax quadricarinatus is the source of this 3193-nucleotide messenger RNA. RefSeq names its product disc proliferation abnormal (gene dpa). Gene Ontology annotation, biological process: mitotic DNA replication initiation; DNA replication; DNA strand elongation involved in DNA replication. Gene Ontology annotation, cellular component: nucleus; MCM complex. NCBI's taxonomy places the organism in Eukaryota, Metazoa, Arthropoda, Malacostraca, Decapoda, Parastacidae. Gene Ontology annotation, molecular function: ATP binding; single-stranded DNA helicase activity; single-stranded DNA binding. The record is from RefSeq and is a predicted model, not a curated record.
CUGAAGAUUGUAGCAAAAAAAAAAAAUUUUGGCGCCUUAAUAAGAGUGUCAACAAAGUUUGGCGGGAAGGUCGUGGCGGCUCUGGUGUCUCCUCAUAUUUUACUGUUUUCUCGUGGUAACAGCAGUAGGUGUUAGGAGACUUACCCAGCCAGUAACUCGAUAAAGUCAAUGUGGCAGUCAGUGCAUCCUGUCAGCAAAUUGGAAAUUGUUUCAAGAUCUAAAGAUCUUGCUUUACCACUGAAUCACCAUGUCAUCGCCUAGCCGUCACCCUGCGUCAUCACCUAGCCGUCGCAGCACUCGUUCAACACCCAGCAAGCGCAGUGACACAGGUGAACUUGUUCCCUUACCCGUGUCAUCGCCCAGCCGUCGUAGCACACGUUCAACACCUAGUAAGCGGAGUGAUACAAGUGAUCUUGUUCCCUUACCACCAUCAUCACCUGGCUCAGAGCUACUACCAGCCACCUCUCCAGCUCCAGUACGCUUCAACCCUGCGGUCAGUGAAGUGGAUUUAAGCUCUCCUCUUAAUUAUGGAACACCAAGCAGUGUUGGAUCAUCACUUCGAACUCCUCGCUCUGGAGUCCGUGGAACUCCCAUCCGCCAUCGAUCAGACAUCCGUUCUGACCGUCGUAUUAGACAGGUGAACAUCUCCACUGACCCAGCUAGUGAAUCUAAUGUGGAGGGGCCAGCUGCCACAUCAGCACCACCUGGGGGUUCAGCCCAGACAGAGGGACCCCAAGGUCCCCAACUUGUUAUCUGGGGUACAGAUGUGGUUGUAGCAGAAUGCAAGGAACGGUUUAAGACACUCGUACUUCGUUUUGUGGACCCGGCAGCAGAAGAGGAUGAAAGAGUUGAGGGCAUGAACACUGAUGAACCACUCUAUCUGCAAAAAUUAGAAGAGAUUCACACAUUGGAGGAACCUUUCCUGAACAUCAACUGUGCCCAUCUCCAUCAAUAUGAUUCGGACCUGUAUCGCCAGCUCAUUUGCUACCCACAGGAGGUAAUUCCCACUUUUGACAUGGCUAUUAACGAAAUGUUCUUUGAGCGAUACCCUGAUACCAUUCUGGAACAUCAAAUCCAAGUGCGACCUUUUAAUGCUGAGAAGACCAAAAACAUGCGAGCAUUGAAUCCAGAAGACAUUGAUCAGCUCAUCACCAUCUCGGGUAUGGUAAUUCGCACUUCCAACAUCAUACCUGAAAUGCGUGAGGCUUUCUUCCGUUGCCAUGUUUGUUCCUUCACAACCACAGUCGAGAUUGAUCGUGGUCGAAUUGCUGAGCCAACUCUCUGCACCCACUGCAACACCAAUCACUCGUUCACAUUAAUUCACAAUCGCUCACAGUACUCUGAUAAACAGAUGAUUAAAUUACAGGAAAGUCCAGAUGACAUGCCUCCUGGUCAAACUCCUCAUACUGUGCAUGUUUAUGCCCACAAUGACCUUGUAGAUGGAGUUCAGCCUGGUGACCGUGUCACAGUUACUGGCAUCUACAGAGCCACUCCCUUGAGGGUGAACCCUCGUAUGCGGAAUUUGAAGAGUGUUUACAAGACACACAUUGAUGUUGUUCACUUCCGUAAAGUGGACUCGAAAAGACUUCAUGGACAGGAAGAAGGAGAGACGCCACGUUUUCCUCCUGAGCGGAUUGAAUUGUUAAAAGAGUUGUCUCGUAAGCCUGAUGUGUAUGAACGUCUUGCCCGUGCAAUUGCUCCUUCAAUUUAUGAAAAUGAAGAUAUCAAGAAAGGUAUAUUGCUGCAACUGUUUGGUGGUACUAGGAAAGACUUCACUAAUGCUGGAAGAGGACACUUCAGGUCUGAGAUAAAUAUUCUCUUGUGUGGUGACCCUGGAACAUCAAAGUCUCAGCUGUUGCAGUACGUGUACAAUCUUGUUCCACGGUCACAGUACACGAGUGGCAAGGGUUCUUCAGCUGUUGGUCUGACUGCCUAUGUUACUAAAGACCCCGAAACUCGACAGCUGGUAUUGCAGACUGGCGCUCUUGUUUUAGCUGAUAAUGGUAUUUGCUGCAUUGAUGAAUUUGACAAGAUGAACGAUUCCACAAGGUCAGUGCUGCAUGAAGUGAUGGAACAGCAAACGCUUAGUAUUGCAAAAGCAGGAAUAAUUUGUCAGCUUAAUGCCAGGACCUCUGUCCUGGCUGCUGCCAACCCUGUUGAGUCACAGUGGAACAAAAACAAGACAAUCAUUGAGAAUAUUGAACUUCCCCACACUUUACUCUCACGUUUUGACCUCAUCUUCCUUAUCCUGGAUCCACAAGACGAGUUGUAUGAUCGUCGACUAGCACGUCAUCUAGUUUCUUUAUAUUAUCAUUCAGAAGCUAUGAGUGAAGAAGAAAUGUUGGACAUGAGUAUUCUUAGAGACUAUUUAGCAUAUGCUCGUGAAUAUGUCCACCCAAAGCUUUCUGAAGAUGCUUCUCAACGUCUCAUCUCUGCUUAUGUUGAUAUGCGUAAGGUGGGCAGCGGCCGAGGGCAGGUGACUGCCUAUCCUCGUCAGCUUGAGUCUCUGAUCCGUCUGGCUGAGGCACAUGCUAAAGUUCGUCUGUCUCACAUGGUGGAAGUUGCUGAUGUGGAAGAGGCAUGGAGACUGCAUCGUGAAGCCCUCAAGCAAUCUGCUACUGAUCCAAUGUCUGGCAAGAUUGAUAUCAGCAUCCUGACAACAGGUCUGAGUUCUGCUGCCCGGAAGAGACGUGUUGAAGUGGCCCAGUCUCUCAAGAAGCUGAUUCAAGCAAAGGGCAAGGUGGUUACUCUCAACUUCCAGAAGGUGUUCCAGGAACUGAAGGACUCCUCUGACUUGAUGAUCACACGUGAAAUGUUUGAAGAUGCACUUCGUGACCUCCAGGACGAUGAAUUCCUUGCUCUCACUGGCAAAUCUACUAUUCGUAUAAUUCACUAGAGACCGGAAAACUGAAAAAUUAUCAGUUGUACAGGCUUCAUCAAUUUACUCUGUGAAUUACAAAAUCUAAUUUUUAUAUCUAUAUAUAUAUAUAUAUAAUAGCUUAACUUUUAAACAUUGUGCCAUUAUGACCUAUCUUGGGGUAGAGCACAUUUUGAAUAUAAUAAUGAUUCAGAACGUAGUCAUAUAUUGAGCUCCAAAUGCGUGUGCAUAAGGAACAUGCCUAACUGAAGUAACAUUGAAUAAAAAUAGUGGUACAUGUUUAUGUAGAUUAUAUUAAUAAAAUAAGCAAAUUGU